AUGUUUCGUCAAUUGGGAAACUUUACUAAAACAAGAACAGUUCAAGUUCAGAAUUCCAUGUUAAGCAUAAUUAGAUCCUCCUUCAAAACAGCUCGUGGUGGAUCAAGAAGGUCAGAUCUCAGCAAAGGGGGUGGUGGACAAAUUAAUAACAUUAAUGGAAUAAAGGAGGAGAAGAAGGGUUUGACAAACAACUCCAAAAAUUCAGUUUCAGAAUGA
Lathyrus sativus (Indian pea) is the source of this 216-nucleotide messenger RNA. The record is from the annotation of a GenBank genome assembly. Lineage: Eukaryota; Viridiplantae; Streptophyta; Magnoliopsida; Fabales; Fabaceae.